Messenger RNA from Xenopus laevis (African clawed frog), 4353 nucleotides. It is a transcript of the gene gnptab.S, whose product is annotated as N-acetylglucosamine-1-phosphate transferase subunits alpha and beta S homeolog. The record is from RefSeq and is a predicted model, not a curated record. Gene Ontology annotation, molecular function: calcium ion binding; transferase activity, transferring phosphorus-containing groups; UDP-N-acetylglucosamine-lysosomal-enzyme N-acetylglucosaminephosphotransferase activity. The transcript is spliced from 21 exons. Gene Ontology annotation, biological process: protein transport; Notch signaling pathway; N-glycan processing to lysosome. NCBI's taxonomy places the organism in Eukaryota, Metazoa, Chordata, Amphibia, Anura, Pipidae. The coding region runs from base 263 to 3907 and encodes 1214 amino acids. Gene Ontology annotation, cellular component: Golgi apparatus; Golgi membrane.
AUGAAUGGAAAUCAAUGCAAAGCUAACGAGCUAGGAAGCAAAAUGCAACUGCCUCUGUCACGUGUCGAUUCGAGUUGUCUUGGAAUCGGCGUUCUAUUGCUUCUGCCUAGACUCAGAAAGACGCCAAUGUGAGGUAGGCAAUCUCCUACUCGAGUCUGGUUCCGGGAUCCCCCCCAAUGGCCCGCCUAUUGCUGACGGCUACACGUGACAGCGAACCCGGCUGAGGAGUAGGAUUAUAGGGUGGCAUGUUGCCCGACGUGUCAUGCUGCUCAACUCCCUCCUGAAGUUGCUGCAGAGGCAGACUUAUACCUGCCUGUCCCACAGGUAUGGGCUGUAUCUGUGCUUCGGUGGGCUGCUGCUUCUCGUCGUCUCCGCCCUGCAGUUUGGAGAGGUUGUGUUGGAGUGGAGCAGGGACCAGUAUCAUGUGUUAUUUGAUACAUACAGAGAUAACAUAGCUGCAAAGUCCUUCCAAAACCGGCUGUGUCUUCCCAUGCCCAUCGAUGUUGUUUACACAUGGGUAAAUGGCACAGAUCCAGAGCUGGUAACACAGCUUCAAGAAGUCCGGGAGCAGAUGAAAGAACGGCAGAGAGCUUUCAGAGAAUUUCUUGGCAGAAACAAGACAGAGCCAACAAAGAGAAGCAACAAAGAACUGGAGUGUCUGCUUACUCAUUGCAUAAAGGUUCCAAUGCUCAUCCUUGACCCUCCACUUCCAGCCAACACCACCUUGAAGGGCCUGCAGGCUUCCCAGCCAGUCUUCAGCUCAGCAGUUAAAGUAUUUCAUGUUGCACAACCCAAGAACCCCUCUACGAAUGUUACUGUAAUAGCUUUUGAGACAAUUCAUGAAGCGGAAAAUGCCCAGGUGAAUGCCUUGUUUGAUAAUCGUAAGGAAACAAUCUGGAGAGGAUACAUGACCACAGAUAAAGAAGCCCCAGGUUUAGUCCUUAUACCAGACCUGGCUUUCCUAAGUGGAUUUCCCGAAACAUACAAGGAAACUGAUCAGUUAAGAGCAAAACUGCCUGAAACUUUGUCCUCAAAAAUUAAGCUGCUGCAACUGUACUCUGAAGCAAGAGUAGCACUGCUGCAACUGAACAACCCAAAGGAUUUUCAGGAAUUAAACAUCCAAGCAAAGAAGAAUAUGACUGUAGAAGGAAAAGAGCUAACUUUGAGUUCCGCUUACUUGCUGUGGGAUCUCAGUGCUGUCAGUCAGGUAAAGCAAGAUGAAGAUAUAUCCGCUAGUCGUUUUGAAGACAAUGAAGAAUUGCGAUACUCUCUGAGAUCCAUAGAAAUACAUGCUCCUUGGGUGCGUCAUGUAUUCAUUGUAACAAAUGGACAGAUUCCAUCCUGGUUGAACCUGGAUAAUCCCCGUGUUACUAUAAUAACUCAUCAAGAAAUAUUUUUGAAUACUACUCACUUGCCUACUUUCAGUUCUCCUGCUAUAGAAAGUCACAUCCACCGUAUUCCUGGACUUUCACAAAAAUUCAUAUAUAUGAAUGAUGAUGUCAUGUUUGGAACAAAUGUAUGGCCUGAUGAUUUCUUCAGUCAUUCAAAGGGACAGAAAGUUUACCUAACUUGGCCUGUACCCAACUGUGCAGAAGGAUGUCCAGGAUCAUGGAUUAAAGAUGGCUACUGUGAUAAAGCCUGCAAUAAUUCAGCUUGUGACUGGGAUGGAGGUGAUUGCCUUGGAAAUACUGCAGCAGGACGGUUUCCACCAGCAGUGCCUGGAGGGCUUUUAAAUGGUCAACAGUGGCAGCCUGGGAUUGGAAUAAGUGGUGUUUCCUACUGUAACCAGGGAUGUGCAAACUCUUGGCUUGCUGACAAAUUCUGUGACCAAGCUUGCAACGUACUCAGCUGUGGCUUUGAUGCCGGGGACUGUGGACAAGAUCAUUUCGAUGAGAUGUACAAAAUAAAUAUGUACCUUAAUAAAACACACUACAUAGUUCCGAAAGGAGAACAUUUACCCUACUUCAGUUUUGACAGCAUGGCCAAAAAAGUACUUGAUGGUGUCUAUAGUGAUAGUCAUAUUGUACGGCAUGCUUCUGCAGCCAAUAAAUGGAAGACAAUCCAUUUGAUAAUGUAUCCUGGGAUGAAUGCAACUUUGGUCCAUUUUAACCUAACAUUCCUUAGCCUGAGUGACACAGAGAUAAAAAUGCAAAUAGUCAUAGAUGUUGAUACAAGAGAUGAGCACAAACAAAAUAUUACAUCGGCAUCGAGCAAAAAAGCAGCCAUGCUUACAACGCCUACACCAGAAGCAGAGAUCUUAUUUGAGGAUAUUCCUGAAGAAAAACGGUUUCCGAGGUUUCGAAAGUAUCCACCUGUGACAGACAUGCGCUUAGAUAUCCGUAUCCCAACUAUUAACCUGUCACGUCUCCCUAACGAAGUACAGCUUGCUCUUCAAAAUCUUAACCAAAACCUGAAAAACGGAGACAUAACAAUAAAGGGUUUUAAUCUAUCUAGACUGUCUCUACUGGAACCUUAUUGGUCAUUAGCUGAUCCCAGAGACCAAAGUUUGAAUGACAACACGCAUAACAAAGGUAACAUUCUGCUGAAUGAAAGAGACAAUAAAACCCUAACUGAACAUGAAAUCGAUCCAAAAUCUAGGUUAGACAAAAGAGUUGCUGAUAUUGUAAAUGAUAAAGAAAGUCAUGCAAGUAAAAGCAUUUCUCCUAUAAAGAGGUUGACUGACCUACUGCAUAGAGAGUCACAAAUGACCAAGGCUGCAUUGCAAAAAGAUGCCAUUGAAAGAUCUGAAAACAUAGCUGUGGUUCCAGGAAGGAUGUUACAGGAGUAUCAACCAAAUUAUAAAGGAUUUUUACCCUGGGAAAAAUUUAAGUAUUUUCAGGAUCUCUUGGAUGAAGAAGCUGCUUUGCUCAGUGAUCUUUCGUACAUCACAAGCAGUAAACAUGUUGGCAGGAAGCUGCAGGACACAUUUGCGGACUCCCUUCGUUAUGUGAAUAAACUCCUUAAUAGUAAAUUUGGCUUUGCUUCUCGGAAAGUGCCUGCCCACAUGCCUCACAUGAUUGACCGCAUUGUUAUGCAAGAUCUUCAGGAUUUGUACCCAGAGGCAUUUGACAAAACCUCGGCCCAUAAAGUGCGUCACUCUGAAGAUAUGCAAUUCGCCUUUUCCUAUUUUUACUAUCUGAUGAGCGCAAUACAGUCACUGAAUAUUUCCCAUGUAUUCGAACAAGCAGACACUGACCGUUCUGGUGUUUUGUCUGACAGAGAGAUCCGCACAUUGGCUACAAGAAUUCACCAACUGCCAUUAAGUCUGCAGGAUCUCACUGGCCUGGAGCAAAUGCUUAUUAACUGUUCCAAAAGCAUCCACUACAACAGCACCGACAAAGGAGUUGUCCCCCCAACACAAGAAUCCUACUAUGAUCCUAACUUGCCUCCUAUUACCAAAGUCCUUGUACUAAGUUGUAAGCCUGUAACAGAUCUAAUACGCAAAGCAUACAAGGACAAGAAUAAAUACAGGUUUGAAAUUAUGGGAGAGGAAGAUAUUGCUUUCAAAAUGAUUCGUACCAACGUCUCGCAUGUUGUUGGGCAGUUAGAUGAUAUCAGGAAAAAUCCCAGGAAAUUUAUCUGUCUGAAUGAUAAUAUAAAACACAACCACAAGGAUGCACAGACAGUGAAAGCAGUCCUGCGGGACUUCUACGAGUCGAUGUUUCCAACUCCUUCUCAGUUUGAACUGCCGAGGGAAUAUCGCAACCGGUUUCUUCACGUGCAGGAACUGCAGGAUUGGAGAACUUACAGAGACAAGCUGAAAUUUUGGACACAUUGUGUCUUGGGAACCUUGAUCGUGUUUACAGUUGUCUCCUUUUUUGCUGAACAGUUGAUUGCACUUAAAAGAAAAAUAUUUCCCAGAAGAAGAAUGCAGAUUGAAGGCAGUCCAGAAAGAAGUAAGGUGUAAAGAAGCUACUGAUUGCGAUAGGACUUCAGUGCUUGUGAGCUGACAAGCCUCAGAUCCCCUGCACAAGUAUUACAAGAAAAAGAAGGUUCGAAGAAGCAUUGAGCACGUGCUCUGAGAUCUCUGGCUCCAGUAAAGUGGUUUCACUUGACAAGCAUUAUCUCCUGCAGAAGGAUGUUACAAGAGGCACAGCUGCGUGGGAAUGGCACACAUCUAUAUACAGGAGAGCUAAGCUGUUGUAGGAUAUCAAGCAAGUCAAGCCCAUGAUAUUUAUAUUCCAGUGGAUUGUGGAAUUACACAGCUUCUCCGGUGCCAUACAAAUGGUCGGAUGAGAUGCAUUUGUGCUCUCUUUCUCACAUCUGUUUUUUCCCCUCUUUUUACAGCCGUGGUAUUUUUUUUUGUUUUUGUUAUGAGAGAUGGUGACUGUGCUUUCGUUUAUGUAAAUACAA